AUGGAGGAUAGGUUUCACGUGUACAAUAUCACGUCGGAGAUAGCCAAGUAUUACCUUGUCGUGAUGAACCUGCCCCCGUUGGCGGCCACAUUGUUCGUCGAUCUAAUCAAUGAGGUACCAGAUGAGAACCCCUAUUCCACACUCAAAAAGGCAAUUAUCGAACGAACUGCGGGUCCAGAGGAAUCGCGAAUGCAAGGCCAACUAUCUGGAGUGGAUCUAGGCAACCGGACGCCGUCUCAACUAUACAGCUACAUGCGAGAUCGCGUCCACGCAACCGACGAACAGGAGCCAACGCUGCGUCGUCUGUGGGCGCAACAUCUGCCGACGGAAAUCGGUCAAGUUGUGCUGCUCUCUGGCUCCAAGAUGCCGCUCAAAAGACUGCUGAAGUCGGCGGACAAGAUGCACGAGUGGCUGGGCAAUGAAGAUGGACGACGAUUCGCUGCAGGCAGUAGUGAGCACGCGCUUUCGAGGGCUAGACCUUCAUUCAGAAAUAGGAAGUGGCGACGCAAAUUUCGCAAACGCAACGCGCACAAUUUCACUGAUUCGCAAAUCCCCAGUACAUCCACGAGUACUAUUCGUAAUCGCUUCAGUGGCAGCUCGAAAUACUACCAGCUCUCGAAAACUUCUCCUCAAAGCUCCAAAGCACCCUCUAGAGGUGCAAUGGAUGGUGACAAAUAG
Molecule: messenger RNA, 678 nt
Organism: Mesocestoides corti
Lineage: Eukaryota; Metazoa; Platyhelminthes; Cestoda; Cyclophyllidea; Mesocestoididae
Source: the annotation of a GenBank genome assembly